This is a messenger RNA of Fusarium graminearum PH-1, 1209 nucleotides long. RefSeq lists its product as uncharacterized. The record is from RefSeq and is a predicted model, not a curated record. The transcript is spliced from 2 exons. Lineage: Eukaryota; Fungi; Ascomycota; Sordariomycetes; Hypocreales; Nectriaceae. The coding region runs from base 1 to 1209 and encodes 402 amino acids.
AUGGCUCCCAAUAUGUUACAGCGUCUUUACGCACUCACGGCUCUUGCGUCUACUGCCGCAGCCCAGUCCGGCGGAAUUCAGACUGGACUUCAGUACGGAGAGAACUGGGCACCCACAAUCAAAGACUCGGAGCUUGUUUCUGCAAACUUUCCUGAUGUAAACAUCACUCUUCGAUCUCCGGCAUUCUUGAACCCCGAGAAAGUACCAGCUCGGUUCGCCGAAGGCACGGAAGGGCCGACUGACUUGAACGAGUUGGAUGAGUUUACUGUUCCUACUAUCUAUGGGGGAAAUUACCAACAUGGCUCAGACGCUCUCCUGUCUGGAGGAAUCAACCCGAACAUUCACCCUGCCAUUCGUGAACAGCUUCUCGACUUCUUCAUUCCAGCUGUUGGCGAGGAGCUCGAGAGCCACGGCCUCCGAUGGGAGCCCUACGUCACUGGUGCUUCUAACAGAACUGAAGGAUCAAGGAUCGCUUUCACCGAAGCUGUCACCGAAGCACGCACAGGCCGUAAUGCUGUUGGCUUGACUCAGACCAUCUCCUUCCUGCUUGAGAUGCGUGGCAUUCGUAUCGCCAACCAACAUUUCCAGCGUCGAGUCGCUACCGCUCUCAUCAAGAUCCAAACUAUCCUUGAGCUUGCGAGAGACAACGCUGACAAGGUCAAGUCCAUUGUUGAAAAUGCUCGCGAGGACUUCAUCAACAGCGAUAAAGACAUUGUUAUCACCGACUCUUAUGUCCCCGAAAACAGGACUUUCACAAUGAUUGAUCAGCGAAAUGGUAGUGUUGUACAAGUUCCCAUCGACUUCAAGAGAACCACCCCUUCUGUUGCAAACCUUACCCGGGCGAGACCCGAGGCUUACAUCAUCCCAAGAACGUGGAUCGAUGUUGCUGAGAGACUAGAGAUCCUCGGUCUCAAGGUUGAGAAGCUUGACUACGAGUUCCGCCAAACUCUUGAAACACUUGUUAUCGAGUCCUCGGUCGUUGAGCCCAAGUUGUAUGAGGGUACCUACUUGAACACUGUCACUACCAACACAACAAUAAGAGAGGUUGUUCUGCCCGUGGGAAGCUUCUAUGUUAGCACCAAGCAGCAGAACGCGGCUUUGGCGUUUAUUGCACUUGAGCCUGAGAAUAUUGACAGUUAUGUCAAGUUCAAUAUUAUUCCUGUGCAAGCGGGUAUGGAAUAUCCUAUUUUCAGAAUUCCGAGGAAAUAG